CACGCUGCCGAUGCCUGGAGGGGCUCAUGCCCCUAAUUCAUUAGCAUCGAGUUCGGCGCUGCAACUGUAAGUAGAGGGUAGUCGUGUUUGUCCUGUGACGUCACCCGGUUUCCGCUGUCACUCGUUGCUGUAGUGCGCUGGUUGAACGGAGUUAGCCAGUGCAGAGCUUGCUACAAAGUAAUAACCGAUCCACUCUUUCGGAUACAAACUUUUUGAAAAAAUAAAUAAGAUCAUGGAGCCGGAAUAAGGAUAAUAUCGCCACAAGGACUUGCAAUGGAGACUUUGUUCAUCGGGUUACUGCUUUACAGUUAUUUCCUUCUGGUUGGUGCGUCUCCUCUCCUGCUCUUUGCAAACAGGCGGGAUGUCCGGCUGGUGGAUGCAGGGUCUGGGAAACCAGAGUCUGCCGUGGUGGUCAGUGGUCUUGAGGACGCAGCGGCAGUGGACUUUGUCUACUCGGAGGGGUUGAUAUACUGGACUGACGUGAGUGAAGAGGCCAUCAAGCAAACCCUUUUCAAUCAAUCUGGGAAUGUGCAAACCGUUAUCGUUUCGGGCCUGGAUUCUCCUGAUGGCCUGGCUUGUGACUGGCUGGGAAAAAAGCUGUACUGGACAGACUCCGAAACCAACAGGAUUGAGGUGGCCAAUCUGAAUGGAACGUCUAGGAAAGUCCUGUUCUGGCAAGCCCUUGACCAGCCAAGAGCAAUCGCUUUGGAUCCAGCACACGGGUACAUGUACUGGACAGACUGGGGGGAGGAGCCCCGCAUUGAGAGAGCUGGGAUGGACGGCAGCACCAGGAAAAUCAUUGUGGACUCUGACAUUUACUGGCCCAACGGUCUGACGAUAGACCUGGAUGAACAGAAACUUUACUGGGCAGACGCAAAGCUGAGUUUUAUCCACAGAGCGAACCUGGAUGGCACCUUUCGGCAAACAGUGGUUGAAGGCACGUUGACGCACCCGUUCGCACUGACUCUAUCCGGGGAGACUCUGUACUGGACAGACUGGCAGACCCGCUCGAUACACGCCUGUGACAAGAAAACCGGGGAGAAGAAGAAGGAAAUUCUCAAUGGCAUUUAUUCUCCGAUGGACAUCCAGGUCCUGGGCCAAGAGAGGCAGCCCGACAUUCGAACCCCCUGCGAUGAAAACAAUGGAGGCUGCACCCACUUAUGCCUCCUGUCCCCUAGAGAGCCCUUUUACAGCUGUGCUUGUCCUACUGGUGUCCAGCUUCAAGACGAUGGCAGGACCUGCAAACCAGGCGCUGAAGAAGUAUUAUUGCUAGCGAGAAGAACAGACUUGCGGCGUAUCUCUCUUGAUUUGCCUGACUUCACAGACAUUGUGCUGCAGAUUGAUGACAUUCGGCAUGCCAUCGCUAUUGACUAUGAUCCAGUGGAGGGUUAUGUGUACUGGACCGACGACGAGGUCAAAGCAAUCCGCAGAUCGCUCAUCGACGGCACUGGGGCUGAAACCCUGCUCACCACUGAAGUGAACCACCCUGAUGGGAUAGCAGUAGACUGGGUGGCCCGAAACCUUUACUGGACCGACACCGGGACCGAUCGCAUCGAGGUGACGAGACUAAAUGGCACGUCCAGGAGAAUCCUCAUAUCGGAAAAUUUAGAUGAGCCAAGAGCCAUCGUACUGGAUCCUAUCCGUGGAUACAUGUAUUGGACCGACUGGGGCGAAAAACCAAAGAUCGAGCGUGCCAACUUGGACGGCAGUGACCGCCUUGUCCUUCUGAAUAACUCUUUGGGUUGGCCAAAUGGGUUAGCAAUAGACUACGCAGUGGGAAAGCUGUACUGGGGAGAUGCCAAAACAGACAAAAUCGAGGUGAUAAAUAUUGAUGGCACAGACCGGAGGACGCUUUUAGAAGAUAAACUGCCUCAUAUAUUUGGGUUUACAUUGCUGGGGGACUACAUCUACUGGACUGACUGGCAGAGAAGGAGCAUUGAACGUGUCCACAAGACCAAAGGCAUAAGAGAGAUCAUCAUAGACCAGCUGCCGGAUCUCAUGGGCCUCAAAGCAACACGGGUGACUAAAGCAUUUGGAACUAACCCUUGUGCGGACAACAAUGGAGAUUGCAGCCACCUGUGCUUCUUCAGGCCACAGGGUCCACAGUGUGCCUGUCCAAUGGGUCUGGAGCUUCUGGGCGACAUGAAGACCUGCAUUGUGCCUGAAGCCUUCCUGCUGUUCACCAGCAGAGCGGACAUUCGGAGGAUAUCUCUGGGAACACACAAUAAUGACGUUGCCAUUCCUCUCCCCGGAGUCAAAGAGGCUUCUGCUCUGGAUUUCGAAGUGUCUGAUAAUAGGAUCUAUUGGACUGAUGUCAGUUUGAAGACUAUAAGCCGUGCUUUCAUGAACGGCAGCUCUGUUGAGCACGUGAUUGAGUUUGGACUGGACUACCCCGAGGGCAUGGCGGUGGAUUGGAUGGGAAAGAACCUUUACUGGGCUGACACGGGCACUAACCGGAUCGAGUUGGCCCGUCUAGACGGACAGUACCGCCAGGUGCUCGUGUGGAAAGACUUGGACAACCCUCGAUCUCUGGCGCUUGACCCAGCUAACGGGUUCAUGUACUGGACUGAGUGGGGGGGUAAACCCAGGAUAGUGAGAGCGCACAUGGAUGGGGCCAACAGCAUCACGCUGGUUGAUAAAGUGGGACGAGCCAAUGGGCUUACUAUUGACUACAUAGACCAGAGGCUGUAUUGGACGGACUUGGACACAUGCAUGAUUGAAUCCUCUAGCAUGCUAGGGCUGCAAAGGGAAGUUAUUGCAGAUGAUCUCCCCCACCCGUUUGGGCUCACCCAGUACCGAGACUAUAUCUAUUGGACCGACUGGAACCUCCGCAGCAUCGAACGAGCUGACAAGACCAGUGGGAAGAACCGCACGGUAAUCCAGGGGCAUCUGGACUACGUUAUGGAUAUUUUAGUAUUCCACUCCUCCCGCCAGGACGGCUCCAACGAUUGUGUGCAGAAUAAUGGGCAGUGCGCCCAGCUUUGUCUGGCUGUACCUGAGGGAUACAAGUGUGGAUGUGCUUCACAUUACACUCUCGAUAGCAACGGCAGGAACUGUAGCUCCCCUUCCAGCUUCCUCCUGUUCAGUCAGAAAUCGGCGAUCAGUCGCAUGGUGUUGGACGAGCAGAGCCCAGACAUCAUCCUCCCUAUCCACGGACUGCGCAACGUCCGGGCGAUCAGCUACGACCCUCUGGACAACGUCAUUUACUGGGUGGAUGGGCGGCAGAACAUUGUCAAGAGAGCAAGGGAUGAUGGGUCACAGCCAUUUGUAGUGGUCUCUGCUACUAACCAUAUUCAGAACCCAGAGAAGCAGCCCCACGAUCUGAGCAUUGACAUUUUCAGUCGGACUGUCUACUGGACAUGUGAAGCCACCAACACCAUCAACGUGAACAGACUGGAAGGGAAGGGCAUAGGAGUGGUGUUGCGUGGGGAGCACGAUCGACCAAGAGCCCUUGUGAUGAAUGCGGAAAGAGGGUACAUGUACUUCACAAACAUGCAAGAGAGGUCUGCUAAAAUAGAGCGUGCUUCCCUGGAUGGUACUGAGCGGGAGGUGCUGUUCACUACAGGACUCAUUCGACCUGUCGCUCUGGCAAUCGACAACAAGCUGGGGAAGCUCUUCUGGGUGGAUGCCGAUCUCAAACGCAUCGAGAGCAGUGACUUGUCAGGAGCAAACAGGAUUACUCUGCAGGAUUCCAAUAUCCUCCAGCCCACAGGGCUGACAGUGCUGGGGGAGCACCUGUACUGGAUAGACAGGCAGCAGCAGAUGAUUGAGCGUGUGGACAAAAUCAACGGGGACAAGAGGACCAGGAUCCAGGGGAGGAUAGUGCAUCUCACUGGGAUCCACGCAGUGGAAGACAUCGACACAGACGAGUUCUCGGCUCACCCAUGUUCCCGUGACAACGGAGGCUGCUCCCACAUCUGCAUUGCGAAGGGUGACGGGACCCCCCGCUGCUCCUGCCCAGUCCACCUGGUGCUGCUGCAGAAUCUGCUCACCUGUGGAGAACCCCCGACGUGUUCCCCUGAUCAGUUUGCCUGCUCCACUGGGGAGAUCGACUGUAUCCCCAUGGCCUGGCGCUGCGAUGGCUUUCUUGAGUGUGACGACCACAGCGACGAGGAGAACUGCCCUGUCUGCUCCGCCAACCAGUUCCAGUGUGAGAAGGGACAGUGCAUAGAGUCCCGGCUGCGCUGCAAUGGGGAGAUCGACUGCCAGGAUAAGUCCGAUGAGCAGGACUGUGACACAAUCUGCCGUCCGAACCAAUUCCGCUGCAGCACCAGCCAGUGCAUCCUGGUGAAACAGCGGUGCGAUUCCUUCCCAGACUGCAGCGACGGAUCAGACGAGAUGCUCUGCGAGUUGAACACAGAGACUGAACUCCAGACUCACAGCAGCGCCAUUGGGCCUGUCAUUGGGAUCAUACUGUUGCUAUUCGUCAUGGGAGCCAUGUAUUUCGUGUGCCAGCGAGUGGUGUGUCGUCGCUAUAAAGGCCCCAAUGGACCGUUUCCUCAUGAAUAUAUCAGCGGGACUCCCCAUGUUCCUCUUAAUUUCAUAGCCCCAGGAAGCUCCCAGCAUGGCACUUUCACUGGGAUCUCAUGUGGAAAGUCCAUGAUGAGCUCUAUGAGUCUGAUGGGGAGCAGUGGCAGCGGUGCUCCUCUGUAUGAUAGGAACCAUGUGACUGGAGCAUCAUCCAGCAGCUCCUCCAGUACUAAAGGAACCUUCUACCCACAGAUUUUGAACCCACCUCCGUCCCCAGCUACCGAUCGUUCUCUGUACAAUACUGAAAUGUUUUACUCCUCCAAUAGUCCCUCAACUACCAGAUCAUACAGGCCCUAUCUAAUGCGAGGCAUUGCGCCUCCCACCACCCCCUGCAGCACGGACGUGUGUGACAGCGACUACACCACCAGUCGAUGGAAGACAAACAAGUACUACAUUGAUCUGAACUCGGACUCGGACCCCUACCCUCCGCCCCCCACCCCUCGGAGCCAGUACAUGUCUGCGGAGGAGAGCUGCCCCCCCUCUCCCUCCACAGAGCGCAGCUACUUCCACCUGUGCCCCCCGCCACCCUCCCCUUGUACAGACUCCUCAUGACCGCCCCACAAGGACUUCUCUAUCUGCCUCUGUAUAUAAUUUUAAAUAUGAACAAAUAAGAUAAUUCUAUUUUAUAAAUGCUGGGCAGAGGCUGUUUGUGGGGAGUUUUAGUUUUUUUUUUUGGGGGGGGGGGGCUUGGGGUUGUACAGUACUGCAAGUAAUUCUGGACAUGUGAAAUUUUGUACAGUAGAAAACUAUUUAUUUUUUUUGUUUUUAAUGAAAUGUCACCUGUGUGCCGUGCUCUCAGAUGUUCAACACACACAAUAAGUCACUAGAGUAUGAAGGUAGAAAUACAAUGGGAUACAUUUGUAUGCAAUUGCAUAGCAAUUUGAGCCAUUCCAUUUUUUUUCUGCAAGCCUUAAUUGUAUACAAAUGAUGCACGGUUUUAAACUGCCACUAAACUCUGGCUCAAAUUGCAAUGCAAUAAUUUGAUAUGCAGUCAGUCUAAAAGACCAACACAUUCAUGUAUUGCAGGAAGUUUGUAUGCUUCUGUAAUAUAACAGUAAGAUAGACUUAUAAAUACACAACUGUGGAGUAUAAUCUGCAUAUAAUUUAUACCCAAACAAUGGUAAUAAUAUUUUUAAUUACUUCUCCCAUUUGCAGUCCAUACAUUAAGCGGUCACUUAGACAUAUAGUACCCCUAUUGCAGUCAUUCCUAUGACAGACAUUGUCUGAUUCGGUCUGUUCAUUUAAAUGUCCUUCUAAAUUGUAUAUUAGAGAUGGAAUUACUUUUAUAAAGCAAUGUUGAUUACGAGUGCCCUCACGUUACCAGAAAUGUAUAAGUUUACAUUUCAUUUCUGAUCAAAUCUCAACCUGCAGGGAGUCGUGUCUUGCAGGGGAGAAGCAACUACUUUGCAAAAUAAUGGCUGUACCAGUAAACUGUUUUGUACUGUGUUCAGUUAUUUCUCUAAUUCAAUCAUUGCAAAAAAAAAUGUAAUCCUGCAUUGCAUUGAAGUGCAAAGCACUUGCUUUUAUUAUAAAUCCAUGCAAGGAUCAUUAUUUAUAGCUCUGGCAUUCCUUAUUUGUUUCUUUUACUAAGAUAUCACCCUAAAGAUGCACACUAUGUACUGCGAAUGAAAAAAAAAUCCUUCAUUUAAAAUCCAGACUCUAGAAGCUGUGUCUCUCUCCAAGAUUUUGUUUCAAUCUGAAAAUAUAUUCCCUUUUCAAAUAUCAAUUGCACAUGCGAAUGUUGUGCAACUUCUGCUUAUUUUAUCUUGAUAAUGAUGUUGUGUAUGAACUGUUCCUUGGAAACCCAAUCCUACAGCAUAAUCCACAGUUUUAUGUGGCAAAUGUAGGCGCGACUGUGUGUGGAAGUCCAUGGCACAGAAUCGGAACACAGGGGCUUGUGACUUUCAGCUCUGCCUAAUGUUGUGCAUUCUCAUUGGGAAGUUAUGUGCUUCUCCAUUCUGCUUUGAAACUGCCAAAUCAUGUCAAAUAGCUAUUGGACUGUAUAUAUGUAUUACAUUUUAAUUACAGCUAUAUCUGUCAUUUAUACUUUUUAUGUGAAGAUCAUUUUUACUGUUCAAUUUAAAACAAUGCAGUUCUCGUACUGUUUGUCAGUUUUACAAAGUUGAAGUCCUUUUGAAAAUUGUACUCUCUAUUCUUCAAUUACCAAAACAGUGUAUGUUUGCUGCUACUGUACAUAUAAUAUUCAGUUAGACACAUACAUCUUCAAAAAAAAAAAAGAAUCCAUGUUUGUUAAUACAAAUUGUACAACAUUAAAUAAAUCAUUAAAUGUGUAACCUUUAAUAAUAAAUUAUUAAUCUUUCAUAGCAAAAUCUAGCUUCUCAUGAAUUCUUAUAUUUAUGUAUACUUUAUAUGUAUAGUACCUAUCGUAAUGGAAUAAUCUGAACAUUGCUUUUCACUCUGUGCGUAACACGUUAGGUUUUGGGUUUUUUUUUUUAUUUUAAACAAGCUCAUUCAGUUGCUGUCUUUACUGUUUUCCUAAAAGGUGUCUUCGAAAGAAUACAGAAAAGUGGUCCUGCUUGUAUCAAGAUUCUGCUCCAGUUAAUGUUGCACCCCCCUCAUUUCUUCUUCAAUAUAACAUUAAGGGUAUUUGCCUUGUAAAUCCUACUAUGUGUGCAUGCAAAUACACUCCUAGAGCUACUGUAUUAAUACUUUUAAUAGCCAGGGGCAGGUUUUCAGAGGUUUGUGGGAGAGCUUUGUUAUAGCAGCGUUCAACUGUCCGUGUUUCCUUCACCCUUUCUUAUGAAGCUAUAUACAGGUCUUCAAAUCAAUCCAAAAAGCCUUUGACAAAUUCAAAGAAUAAAUAAGUCAAACACUCAAACAAAAACAUUGUGUGUGCUUCAAACCCUGAAAUGUCAUAAUGGUGCAAAAUUGUUCUAGAGAAAAGGACUCAGUAAAUAUGGGCCCAGACUCCCAGAUAUGACUUCCAAAGAUUUAUGCAGCCCUGAAGCGUUUGGUGUCUUUUGUGUUACAGUCUUGUUUUGUAAUCCAAAGCCCACAGGGAGUAAAGCACUUGGUUUUCCAUGUUUUGUGUUGUGCUUUUUAGUAUUAUUAAUAAGGACAGUAACACUUUAAUAAAAAAUAAAAAAUUGACAGUUAAAAUAUGAAAUUGUUUUGUAAAAUUCUACUAAAUAUUUACAGCCGUGGUUGGUUAUUAUUUUCCACUUGUAACUACUAUCUCAAUGUGGUUGUUGAACAGUUAUGGAAAAGGAGAUUCAGUUCAAAGUCAUACAGUUUCAUAAUGCCAUAUACAAAUAAAUUACAGCUUGGGUGUAAUUUUAACUGUAGUUUAUCUUAAGAUGGUGUCAUAAUUCUAUUAACAAUGUCUGUGUUAAAUGCUUGCAUGAAAACUGCAAUUUAAUAACGUGUUUUCUUUAAUGACUGAAUGGGAACAAUGGCAUUUUAACGAUAAGUGUGGCAUGUGAUAAAGUAAAUCAUUCAAAUGAGUAUGACUAUUUGUGCUGCACAAACUCUGAAGUACACAGAUGUUUGCCCAAUAACUCACUCACAAAAAGCCAUUUAACUGUAUGUGCAUGAUCAGUGUACAGUAUUUAGAUAUGUUUAGUAAUUAUAAUACAAGGCUACAGUAAUGUUUUGCCAGCACAGUUAUUGACUAGUGUAUUAUUCCUACUUUGUACUUGGUUUAUAUAAAGCUUUAGUCAAAUCCUUUUUCUUACACUUAAUAAGCCUAUAUCUAUUUGACUCGCCACUCACCCCUCAAUUAUAAUUUCCUUGAACUUAUAAUUGUCUUAACCUUGAACAUUCUAUAUGGAGACAACAGCAGAAACCCCGCUGUUGUUCCACAGGUAAUGGAGCCCCAAAGCUCUUUGUGCUGGACUGGGCAUCCCUUUGAGAGGAAAUCUGUACUGCAAAGAAAGCAUGGGACUCCCAUUUAGGUUCACCAACUUAGAAGAGAUAGCUGCUCUCUAGUGUUGUACCUUCAUAAAUCACAAAAGCCAUCGAACAUAUUAGAAGUUCAACUGUUCAACCCUAUACAAUAUUGGGUUUAAAUUGCUUGAUUGGCUGUCAGUCACUAGGUAUACAUUAGCGCUUUUAUUUUCUAUGGUGCUAUUGCUUCUAAUGGGGUUCUUGAGUCAAUUACUAGUUAUUUAUUAUUUUUUUUUUGUAUAAGUACGUUUGUAUUUGUAGGUUGUUUGAUUCUAGUUUGAAUUACUCUUACCCACACGUGCAGAUUUUAAAAUGCAGAAUAGAGCAGUUUAGCUGAGAGAAUUGAGGUGGGUCUCGUUCAUGCUCCAGCCAAGGCUUCUGCCUGCAGCUCCGAGAGAGCAUACAGCUUGUAUCAGCCGAACUCCAUCAGCUGCAACAUGCUUGAGUCUCACAUUCAUACAGAAGGCAAAGUCUUAAAGUUCACAAUAGUUAAUAUUAGCCCCGAAUCACCACUAAUAUGUUUUUCACCAACAUUUGGUUUGUUUAACUCCUUGUAUUGUUGUGUUGUGUGUUUUUUUUUUAUGUAUGGCUUCUCUUUUUGAUCCUUCUAUUCAAGUAUACAUACUAGUAAAGUCUAUCUUGUGAUUUGUCUGUUUUUUUGUAUUAUAUUAUUUUGUUAAGGAAUGCUACGUGGUUUGUAAGCUUAUAACUUGUGUUCUCGUGUGAACCGCAAAAGGCUGUUAUUUCUGGUUUAAUAAAUUAAUUUUUAGUGUG
Acipenser ruthenus (sterlet) is the source of this 9210-nucleotide messenger RNA. RefSeq names its product low density lipoprotein receptor-related protein 5 (gene lrp5). The transcript has 23 exons. Lineage: Eukaryota; Metazoa; Chordata; Actinopteri; Acipenseriformes; Acipenseridae. Gene Ontology annotation, biological process: canonical Wnt signaling pathway. Gene Ontology annotation, molecular function: Wnt-protein binding; Wnt receptor activity. The record is from RefSeq and is a predicted model, not a curated record. Bases 274 to 5082 code for a protein of 1602 amino acids.